Molecule: messenger RNA, 1962 nt
Organism: Trypanosoma cruzi
Lineage: Eukaryota; Euglenozoa; Kinetoplastea; Trypanosomatida; Trypanosomatidae
Exons: 1
Coding region: 1-1962 (653 amino acids)
Biological process (GO): peptidyl-lysine monomethylation
Molecular function (GO): protein-lysine N-methyltransferase activity
Source: RefSeq, a predicted model, not a curated record
AUGCAUGUGGCUGUCGUUGCGUGUUGGAGGACGCAGCGCCCUCCACUCGCACGGCUCACCCCAAUCGCAGCUGCGAGGGGCAUUUCGUCAACAUCGACACGGCAUGCAUCCGAAGCAGGGGAUGUGCCUUCCGCCGCUCAACCAGCCGAUCGUGCGGCCACGAUUCACGAGAUGGGGAAGGACUCCCCAAUCGCAGCCACGAUGCAAGCGGGCGGCGAGCCAGUCGAUUUCCGUCAAACCGCCAUUCCCAAGCGGCCCUCGGGACUAAAAGCAACGGAUGUGCUGACACCGCAUCUUUUGUCCACUGCCGCCGAAUCACCGGUACAGUUGCAAAAAAGAACACAGUUUUCGUUUCUUGGCGAUCCAAAAGACCGCUCCGCCCGCAGUGUGUUUUCUGUCCACACGGUUCCGAACAACAUGCCGAAGCCGUUGCUUCCCAUGUGGGCGUCCAGCCUCACUUCACCCCAGCUGGGAAAGCAGCGUCUACGUGUCGAAAACUGGAUCUCCACGGACAGUAUGGGGACGCUGCCUGAGGAGCAUGUUGUGGAAUUUUUGACUUGGCUGCGAGGACGAUGCACCUCCUCCCUAUAUGCUUUUUUUCUACAGCAGAUGGAGGAGAAUAUUGAAUUUUACUUACGGACACAAUACACACGCGGUUUAAUCGCACGCAAGGGAUUUAAGGCGGGAGAUGUGAUUUUGGCAGUUCCCCUUACCGAUGCGUCUACUGAUUACGACGAUUUCGAUGGGGAAUCUGUUAACUCUGCCACGCAUGCUUUGGCUCCAUGGGGUCUUGUCCUGAAUUCCGAGACUCUUCAGCGUCAUUCGUUGGCUGCGCAACGCCGCGGGGUUCCUUCCUAUGCGACAAUAGAGUCCAUUGUGGGUUUAAGAAAGACCGCAUUUGAUCCCGUACCGCACCCUUUGUUUGUGGAUCAGGUGCAUUGCGCGAUGUUUCUUGCCUGCGAGAGGGCAGAAGGACCGUGCAGCCCACUCUAUCCGUAUCUGCGACUUAUUUCCCCAUUUGAUGAUGAUUUUAUUCGCGAGCUUCACCACGGUGUCUUGGACCCAGCGACGCACCUGGAGUACAGCGAUCACUGUGGGCGUUACUCGCACUGGUUGCGACAGAUUCAUCAAAAGUGGUUAAAGGAGCACGAAAUUGCGCAGAUGAUUGAAGCAACAUGCCCGUCAUUUCCUGAUUCUACGGCCAGCGGUUCACAUGAGUACCGAGAGGACCUAAAGGCAUUUUCUCACGACGGCAACGGCCAAUAUCGACAGCCACCCCCUUCUAUGGAGGAUCUGACUUGGGCCUUUCGCUUUGUAUUGUCACGUCAGCGCUUUUUUCCCAUAAGAAAGAACGUGGAACCGUUUGAACGCAUUUGUACGGAGCGCAAACGGAUGCAAGUAGAGGAGGACGCAUGGACACGCCUUGUCAGCAGUGUUAGAUGGACUCUCCUGGAUCGCGUUUUUGGUGUGAUUGAUCAUAAACGUGCCGCUGUGAAUGAAUUUGAUCCUCACACCAUUGCGUCUGUGGUGCCGGUGCUGGACAUGCUGCAGCAUCCCCCAGGUGGGGUGGCCAACACGGAGGUGACCGUAGAAUUUCCGCCUGCCGCGGAGCAUGAGGGAACUGCGGGACGUGGAACCCGCUGCGCUGUUAUUCGGGCCGUGGAGGACAUUGAAGAGGGCGACGAACUCACCGCACUGCUCCCAAAGUGUUACUCCCUUUCGUACACGUUGUACCGCUUUGGAUUUUUGCCGCUGCGACGUCGUGUAGAUGACGCCGCGGCAAUUUCAGGAGAAUUUCUUGACGCACAUGCGAGCACCCCGGCCGAGAGACCCCGCAUUGCUCUCCCGAAAGGCCGGAACGCAGGCAAUGUAUACAGGCGUGGGGCAAUUUGGCGUCCCUGGCGCAAUGAGCCGCCCGCAAGAGUGAAGGGGGGCCCAUUUGAUUUUACGCCCAAAACAUGA